Messenger RNA from Penicillium paradoxum, 1305 nucleotides. RefSeq names its product DASH complex subunit ASK1. The record is from RefSeq and is a predicted model, not a curated record. The transcript has 4 exons. Gene Ontology annotation, biological process: attachment of spindle microtubules to kinetochore. NCBI's taxonomy places the organism in Eukaryota, Fungi, Ascomycota, Eurotiomycetes, Eurotiales, Aspergillaceae. Bases 1 to 1305 code for a protein of 434 amino acids. Gene Ontology annotation, cellular component: mitotic spindle pole body; DASH complex; mitotic spindle.
AUGUCUCGUCAACCUUCGCAGGGCCAUCGGCCAUUAUCCCUCACUGAGGAGCUUGAGAAAUUGGAACAGUCUAUUACCCUUACACUCCAAGAGAUCGACCACAAUUUCAGCCAAGCUCAUCGAAUAGUGACCACGAGCAUAUUGCCUCUAGUAGAGCAAUAUACUGAGCAUUCCCGAGAUGUUUGGGAGGGUUCCAAGUUCUGGAAGCAAUUCUUCGAAGCGAGCGCCAAUGUGUCUCUAUCUGGAUAUGAAGAAAAGAACGACGAAGAGGAAACAGUGCAGGAUACGACAGCCACGGAGGAAGAGUUGUCCACCGACAUGACGCAAAGCACCACCCUCGACGAAACCAUGUCCCAGGACACGCCGUCUUCCCGGCGCCUCGAGACACCCCGCCGCGACCAAGCAGAAGACCUCGAUCUCACGGAUCUUGCCAUCUCUUCACACAGCACACCGCGUGCUUCAGGACACCACCAGCAACCCGAUGAUGACAUCACAGUCUCCUCGAUGGAGUACUCCUCCUCUUACGAGAACCUCAGACGAGAAGUCUACGAAUCAGAACCCCCGUUCGAACUCCCAGACUCUUCGAAUCUUCCAUCCACACCAGGCCGUCAGUCCUUCUUCCCGCGCGGCGUCUCCGCCACAACACCCAUGUCCUCACCUUUCCUUCCGCCCGCAUCAGCCACCCAAGAUCGUCGCUACCAAAAGACCUCCGACCCAGUGCUCCAUCAAAUGCUCGACAAAACAUACCGAGUACAAGCUACACCGCUGGGUACGGGCUUCCGCAAUGUUGGUGGUGGGACGAACACUCGGUCAAAGUUCAACAUCACCCCGAAACCCGCCGAAUCUUCCUCCAAGUAUAGAUUUGACGACUCCCCUAUCUCAAGCCCAGAACCUGAGGUACCACAAUUCCACUCGGAGGUCUUCUCAUCGCCUAUCAGAGGUGUCAACACUCCGGGCACCAACCGCAAGCGACGGACAAGUAGCAAUCGCAUGCGCGAUAUGCCCAGGCCUGGUAUGAGUGUUUUGACACCUGCCAAGAAGUCUGCAGGCAAGUCAGCUAUGUGGGAUAGUGACGAUGAUCUGGAUUAUGACGAUGAUGAUCUUGGUCCGAGUCCACCCAAGACAAUGCAAUUCCAUAUUCCGCAGAGCCGGCUGAUGAGGACGCCAGCGAGAGAGGCUUCGAAGCGUAUCGUGACUGAUCUACUGGCUACUGCUGGGGCUGGUGAUCUUACAGAGGACCUAGAUGAUGACCAUAGUCCAAGUGUGAUCCGUCGUAUGGAGCGCCUGGAGGAUGAAACCUUCUAA